AUGCUGAGACGAAGGGCGCCUAGAGCGUGCAUAACCUGCCACAAUCGUAAAGUCCGGUGCGAUGUGUCGAGGAAAGGCACUCCGUGUUCGAAUUGCUCGAGAGCCGCCGUUGUCUGCUCCGUUGACGACCGAGGGAAAGAGAGGCCGAUGCAGCAUCCUGGCAGGACGAAUCUGCCUCAGGCCAACGUCUAUACAUUCAAGAUUGGCGAGCGCUCGGGAUGCAACAGAAAUGGGGAUAAAGUCGUCUCUCCUCAAACAACCGCCGGUGGGCAAGCCUCGUUGGCGUGUUCUUUUGACAAUGCUACCCCGGUGGAAUGCUGUGACGAUGGCGAAAUAGCUGAUACGUCUCCCAGAGACCAAUCUGAGCUUCCGAGCUACAUCGCACCUCUUCCUGCGGGGCUUGACCAUGAUAUCCGGCAGCUCCUAUUGAGCAGGGGAGCUCUUACAGUUCCCAGCAAAACGAUGAUUGAUGAGUUGCUGAGAGUAUUUGUCUGUCACGUAUAUCCUUUACUACCGGUCUUGGAUAUGGCCAGUUUCCUCGGCGCAGUAAACGGUACAGAGAACGACAAAAUCAGUCUGGUGUUGUUUCAAGCCGUGAUGUUUGCCGGAGUCGCCUUCACAGAUCUAUCCCAUUUGCAACAAGAGGGGUUCCGAACUUAUAACGACGCCCGGAAAACCUUCUUCGACCGGGUAAAGCUCCUGUACGAAAUGGAUGUCGAGUCAAACCCUACGACGAUGAUACAGAUACUGCUGCUUAUGACAUAUUGGUAUGGUCAGCAGAAUGAUACGAAGGGUCGAUUCUACUGGCUACGGACUGCUUUCUCUUUGGCCACCGAUAUUGGUUUGGACAGGCAGCACCAGUUUUCAAACGAGUCGGCCCGGCAGCGAAUGAGGCGAAAGUUGUGGUAUUGCUGUCUGAUGAGAGACAAACUUCUAUCCAUAACGGAACGGCGGCAAAAUGCUCACCGCGGCCAAGGUGAGAACCUUGACAGCAUCGACCCAGCUGACUUCGAGGACGCAGCUUUCAGUCGGGCAUUGCAUCAAUACUAUAGGCCCGGCCAAGGGAUUGAACCAACGAGCCUGGGUCAAUUAUGCGCACAAAAGGUCAAAUUGUGCCUUAUUAUUGGACGCAUCCUCGAUUCGCAAUAUGAGUUGAGUGGCGUACGGCUCGUGUAUUCGAGCGACCCCUUCAUGGUCUUGAUCCCGAAAACGAAAAUUCUCACCACCGAAGCAGCUGCUCGGGACCAAGAGCUUCGCGGAUGGUGCACGGAGACGGCAUCUAUCAAAGAGGCAGCCUUGGGCCAGCAUCAUGGCCAAAAUGGAAGCUUACUGGGCUUACAUUCUGCGACCAUCGAACUGUUAUAUUUGACUGCGCUGUGCACCGUCCAUCGGCCGCUGCUCCUCCAUGAACAAUCAAAGGGCUCUGCUGCUGAAGCUUUGCAAGGCUUCUCCCGGCAGACUCUUCGAUCUGCCGCACGUCGAAUCUCGGAAAUAGCGAGACAAUUGGAGGAGAGCCAUCUCCUCGAAGUCAUGCCGCCGCUGGCCGUGGGAGCCCUGAUCGUGGCAUCUAUUCAACACUUGAAAGAUGCUCUAUCGACCGAGCCAGAGCUCCGAGGCACUGGAAAUCUGUACCUCAGGCAAACUAUCCAAGCAUUCGCGGCAUUAAGCCCGAAGUACAAUUCCGCGGAUUGUGCAAUCGGUUUCAUUGAGCGCGUCAGGAGCGGCAAACUCCCGUAUCGAACUUUCGAGUGGGAAGAUCGAGCCAAUCCUCGGCCGUCUUAUGAUGAAUGUACACUGAUGAGCACAAGCGGGGAGUCGAACGCCAUCGCCAUCGCAGGGACGGACAUGGACAGCACUGCCUCGCCGUUUGUUACACAAAGCACCAAUGCGAGGUUGCAAAAUGACAACAGAUAUCAUGCAGCGGACAUGUUUGGAAGUUCGUUCGCAAGCGAAGAGGACUUCAAUAUACCCUACUUUCGAUCAUCAAAUCUAGACGCUAUUUCCGAGUUGUUACUAUCUGCCCCAUUCGAUGCCAACAACAUUGACUGGGCAAAUAGGGACUGGCGUUAUGCCGGAAGUACGGGGACUUGA
Messenger RNA from Cladophialophora immunda, 2091 nucleotides. RefSeq lists its product as uncharacterized. Gene Ontology annotation, molecular function: DNA binding; DNA-binding transcription factor activity, RNA polymerase II-specific; zinc ion binding. Bases 1 to 2091 code for a protein of 696 amino acids. The transcript has a single exon. NCBI's taxonomy places the organism in Eukaryota, Fungi, Ascomycota, Eurotiomycetes, Chaetothyriales, Herpotrichiellaceae. Gene Ontology annotation, biological process: regulation of DNA-templated transcription; DNA-templated transcription. The record is from RefSeq and is a predicted model, not a curated record.